Molecule: messenger RNA, 970 nt
Organism: Oreochromis aureus
Lineage: Eukaryota; Metazoa; Chordata; Actinopteri; Cichliformes; Cichlidae
Gene: mdfic2
Product: MyoD family inhibitor domain containing 2
Exons: 5
Coding region: 150-854 (234 amino acids)
Source: RefSeq, a predicted model, not a curated record
GGGGAAAGCCAUCUGCCGUGACCGGUUGGGGUGAUGUUUUGAUAGGAGCAGAUCUCCAGUGGGUUUUUUUGCCAACGUCACUGGAAUAUUGGAGAGCCUUACAGCACAGCAGGCAGCAGGCCAAAUGGACGCUGUGCAUUGCAAAAGGGAUGAUCUGUCUUGGGUGCGCUACGCUUUGCCGAUGUAAACAGCUGCCUCCGCAUCCUGGACAAGAAGACUAUGUUGCAGCUGGCCGCGUGACGACCCAAUCCCAAGAGCGGACCAGCGCACGAAGACGCCGAGUUGCGAUGGCAGAUGAAACAACGCUGAGAGCUGAUGCAAAAGGCAAAGGGAGUGUAAACGGUGGUGAGGAGAGCUCCACAUGGGUUAAAGGAGAAAGAAUCGAAAGUGAGGUUCAAGUCAGCAGCUGGAGACUUGAUACCUCUACAGAAAUGGAGCCUGGGGAGACAAGCAGAGACACCAAGGCUAAGCUGCCUAGAGAGCGUGACGGCUCCGCUGCCCCUCUUUUCUCUUUGAAAAUGUACCUAAGGAGAUCCUCCUCUGCAGAAACGUACAGCACAGACUCUCUUUCCUCCUCGCAGCAAAGCAACACAGGAGUUGACUGUGCAGGAAUUGUCUUGAACUGUCUCUUCUGUCGGUUCUACGAUAUGAUCCACAUGCUACCUGACUCCUGCGAGGGACUCGCCAAUCACUGCUGCCCCAGCUACAAACACGUCAUUACCACAGCGGAGUCUGCAUCCAGCAGUGAUGAUGACUCAUACAUAGAUUUGGACUGUGGUGUGUUUGGUUCCUGUCAUGAUGCAAGUGACUGCCUGGAGCUGGCUAUGGAGGUUUCGGAAAUUUGCUAUCACUAGUAGGAAACUCGUAAUAUUCACCAAUAAAAGCAGAAACUUACCGUUAAACAUGUGACGGUUCAGUGUGACGUGGAGGAUUUCUAAGGGCUAAAAUACAAAUAAAUACCAGUGUGAUA